UUAUAAAAUUUUCCACCAGGGGGUGUAAUGUGUUUAUAAUCAGCUGCGAGGCAAGGUCAACAUUAGGGAAAGUCGGUUACGCUGUUUGUAUAUUUAGAUGUUUAUGCAUUUUAGCACAUAAAUUAGGCAACAAAAUGUCUGCAAUAUAUCGAGUUAUAAUAGGGAAAGUGGACCCACAUGUUCCCAAGAAAUUGGUUCCUCUCUGGAAUCAUCCUGCAGGUCCAAAAACAGUUUUCUUUUGGGCUCCUGCUUUUAAAUGGGCAUUGGUCAUUGCUGGCAUUGGAGAUUUGGCUAGACCGGCUGAGAAGUUGAGUCCGUCACAGUCCACUGCUCUGGCUGCCACAGGAAUAAUCUGGUCGAGAUAUUCAAUGGUCAUUAUUCCUAAGAAUUGGAGUUUGUUUAGUGUAAAUGUCUUUGUUGCUCUGACUGGAUUAUACCAAUUAUACAGAAUAUUCAAUUACAGACGAAGUUUAUCUACAGCAGCCGUAGAAGAGAAGUAAAGCUCGAGCUUUAUGAAGUAACAAACAUUUUUAGUUGUAAUUCUGUAGAAAGAACGUCAUUAUUUUAAUUUAAAGAUUUAUUAAGUGAAAGCAUAUUUUCUCCCGUUAUACAAAUGUUGAAGUUUAAUUUUUAUGUGAAGGAAGGUUCAUAAUUUACAUAACAAUUAAAUUUGUUUCCUAAA
Centruroides sculpturatus (bark scorpion) is the source of this 682-nucleotide messenger RNA. Its product is annotated as mitochondrial pyruvate carrier 2-like. Gene Ontology annotation, biological process: pyruvate import into mitochondria. Bases 135 to 500 code for a protein of 121 amino acids. Gene Ontology annotation, cellular component: mitochondrial inner membrane. NCBI's taxonomy places the organism in Eukaryota, Metazoa, Arthropoda, Arachnida, Scorpiones, Buthidae. Gene Ontology annotation, molecular function: pyruvate transmembrane transporter activity. The record is from RefSeq and is a predicted model, not a curated record. The transcript has 5 exons.